UACAUUGUACCUAAUGUAAAAUGUUUCAAUAUUCAAGAAUUUUCGGUGCCAUAUAAUGCGGACGUGCCAUUGUAUUUAAAACAACCUCGUACUAUAGAAUUCCCAAACGAGGUUAAAAAAGCCAUAUUAUAUAUUAUAUUAUUAUUAAUCUAUAGAUUUAUGUGUAUAUUUGUAUAGUUGGUAAACAAAUUAGAUUAAAUCUCUUUCUUUUACGCAAUGGAGAGAUAUGUACGAAAGUGGAACGCAAAACUAAAUCUUGAGAAAUAUUUGGAUGAUUUGUUAUCAUUUGCGAGUCACUAAUUCGCAGGAUCCUAUACAACAGGAUGAAUGUACGUGCAAAAAAAUUAUUCUUCGGCGCAUUCCUGACGUCUUUUGCCAUUGUGUAUAUAUGUAUAAAUCGGUGUACGAAUGACAAGGAUGUAUCUUUGAAGAAGCUUUUAGCUGCUGCCAUAAGGGCGGCAGAACUUGGAGGAUUCGAAGUGGUAAUGGUGCACCAUCAAAGUAAAUUCAAAAUCGAAAGCAAAGGUCAAACAAAGGAAGGAAUGAAUGAUCCAGUAACAGCAGCUGAUUAUAGGUCGCACUGUGCUAUGUAUCGUUCUUUAACAGAAGCAUUCCCAGGAAUUACUGUGAUAUCUGAGGAAAUAUCGCAAGAUUGUGACAAAGUUAUAAUAGAAGAUAUUAAAAAUUCUGUUAAAAGUAUUGAUGGUUAUGAUAUAAGUGAUGAUAUUGUAAAUACUAAAGAUAUUACAAUCUGGAUAGAUCCUCUCGAUGCUACCAAAGAAUUUACAGAGAAUUUAUUACAAUAUGUAACUACUAUGGUAUGCAUAGCUAUUAAAGGACAACCUGUUAUUGGUGUUAUAUAUAAACCAUUUGAGACAAAGCAGAAUUAUAGUUUAUUCUGGACAUGGAUCAAUCAUGGUAUAUCGCGAAAUUUGAAAAAUUUGCCCCAGGCAAAAGAUAACAAGACACCCACUCUGAUUGUAUCUCGCUCGCAUGCUGGACAAGUCAAUAACAUAUCUAAAGUUGCUUUUGGUAACAAUGUUGAAAUAAUAUCCGCCGCUGGUGCAGGAUAUAAAUUCUUGGAAGUAGCUGUUGAUAAUGCGACAAUAUAUGUCCAUACAACUGCUAUUAAGAAGUGGGAUAUAUGUGCUGGCACUGCGAUUCUUAGAGCCUUAGGAGGAACGGUAACACAGUUGUACGACCAACAGCCAAUUUACUUUGAAGCUAACGACCCUACAGUACUUACAAAGGGCCUUCUAGCAACUAUGAAUAAUCAUGCAUUGUAUUCGGACAAAUUUUUACACGAGUUUCAAUCCAAUUUCCAUUAAACAAUUUUUAUCAAAUCUUAACUGUAAAACGAAAAUCAUAUAUAAUGUUCUUUUUAUAAGAGAAUAAAAAAAUAUUACAUAUCUUCUUACAACCAUUACAGUUUUGAGAAAUGUCUCACAUAAAUAUGUAAAAAUCAGAUGUGUAUAAUCUGCGACGCAACGCGAGUGAAUGUCAUAAUAUAAAAGUGAGAAAUGGAUUAAUAGAUAAAAAAAUACAAUAUAGCACAAUUUUUAAGUUUGUCAAGAAUUAGAUUAGAUUUUCAGUUGCGAAUGUCUAGUUAGACAACUUGGAUUGAUUGUAUUUUUACAUAAUAAACAAUAUAACAACCGUUCAUAUUCGUAAAAAAUCACGAGCUGGUUUUGCACACAGCUCCAACCCACAAAAACAAAGUCUAAAUAUGAAUAUAAAACAUGUGUGCGAUCAGCGAUGUUAUAUAUGUAAGUUAAUUUGUACAAUGAUAGCUUGUCAGCCAAUGAUUGAGAUCAC
Harpegnathos saltator (Jerdon's jumping ant) is the source of this 1815-nucleotide messenger RNA. Its product is annotated as putative inositol monophosphatase 3. The record is from RefSeq and is a predicted model, not a curated record. NCBI's taxonomy places the organism in Eukaryota, Metazoa, Arthropoda, Insecta, Hymenoptera, Formicidae. The coding region runs from base 324 to 1328 and encodes 334 amino acids. Gene Ontology annotation, molecular function: 3'-nucleotidase activity. Gene Ontology annotation, cellular component: endomembrane system. Gene Ontology annotation, biological process: phosphatidylinositol phosphate biosynthetic process. The transcript has 6 exons.